AUGAAUGAAAUAACUUCAAAACAUACAAUCCAUUUACAAUUAAAAGAUGCAAUUUCCCAAUGUUCAGAGAGAGGUCUUUAUUUAAGCGCAAGAUGGGCGGCAGAGCUUUUAAAUGGAAUGGAACCUUUAACAAUGAAUGAUAUUUCUGAAUAUUCUAAAUAUAAGUCUAAUUAUUUAAAAAAAAAAGAAGAAAAAGAGAAUUUAUUUGAAUUGGGUUGUCAAGAAGAACAGGAAAGCAAUCAAUAUUCAUUAGCGAAAUGUUAUUUUGAUUGUAAAGAAUACGAUAGAUGUUCAUAUUUCUUAAAAACAUGUCAUAGUCCAAAAUCAAUUUUUCUUCGACUAUAUUCAAAGUUUCUUGCAGGUGAAAAAAGAGGAGAUGAAGACAGUGAAUCAAUUCUUGGCCCUUUGGACGCAAGUAAUGUUAAAAAUCGGGAAAUUACGUCAAUUUGCCAAGAACUUGAAAAGAUUAUUGAAAUAGAGAAAGAUGCAUUUUUGUUAUAUCUUUUAGGAUUUCUUCAAAGAAGACAAAAACAGGAUUCUUUGUCUAUCAAAACAUUAAUACAAUCGCUUAAUUUAUAUCCAUAUAAUUGGGGUACAUGGCAAGAAUUAUCUAUGUGUUUAGCUGGUAUAAAUAUGUUGAAUUCUAUUACAUCUGCCUUACCUGAAUGUUUCAUGAAAAAAUUGUUUUUGAUUUAUGCUAUUCUUGAGCUUCAUCAAUCAGGAGAGACACUAUAUCAUCAAAUCAUGGAACUCGAAACAUUAUUUCCUAAUAGUUUAUUUUUAAAAACACAAAGAGCUUUGAUACCAUAUAAUGGAAGAGAUUUUGAAGAAGCAGAAAAGCAAUUUGAGGAAAUUGCAAAAUUAGAUCCACAUCGGCUCGAUGAUAUGGAUAUAUAUUCAAAUAUUUUAUUUGUUAUGUCUAAACGAUCAAAAUUAGGAUUUUUAGCUCAAAUAGCAUCAGCAACUGAUAAAUUUAGACCGGAAACUUGUUGUAUAAUAGGAAAUUAUUACAGUUUACUUUCGGAACAUGAAAAAGCGGUUAUUUAUUUUAGACGUGCUUUAAAAUUAAAUAGAAAUUGGUUAUCUGCUUGGACUUUAAUGGGUCAUGAGUAUGUUGAAAUGAAAAAUACACAUGCAGCAAUAGAAGCAUAUCGUCGUGCUGUAGAUGUCAAUCGUAAAGAUUAUAGAGCUUGGUAUGGUCUCGGGCAAACUUAUGAAGUUUUAGAGAUGCAUUAUUAUGCUUUAUAUUACUAUCAAAGAGCAGCUGCCUUAAAACCAUAUGAUCAACGAAUGUGGCAAGCCCUUGGAAAUUGUUAUGAGAAACUUGAUAGACCUGGUGAAGCAAUAAAAUCAUAUAAACGAGCAUUAUUAGGCUCUACAGGCGAUCCUGUAAUUUUACUAAAGCUUGGAGGGAUAUUCGAAAGAAUUGGUGAUACGGAUACUGCUGCGAUGUAUUAUAAACAAUGUAUUACAGCUGAAGAAGAUGAUGUAAUUACAUUAGAAAGUAGCAAAGCUCACAUGUGGUUGGCAAAAUGGGAAAUGAGCCGAGGAAAUUUACGUAAAGCCGAAAAAUAUGCUACUGAAAUUAUGAAUGGAUCAUUUGAUUUGGAAGAAGCUAAAGCUCUUGUAAGAGAUCUAAGAAGUAGAAUGGAUCAAAAUGAAAGUUAG
This is a messenger RNA of Pneumocystis murina B123, 1668 nucleotides long. RefSeq lists its product as hypothetical. NCBI's taxonomy places the organism in Eukaryota, Fungi, Ascomycota, Pneumocystomycetes, Pneumocystales, Pneumocystaceae. Bases 1 to 1668 code for a protein of 555 amino acids. Gene Ontology annotation, cellular component: anaphase-promoting complex. Gene Ontology annotation, molecular function: protein binding. The record is from RefSeq and is a predicted model, not a curated record. Gene Ontology annotation, biological process: cell division. The transcript is spliced from 10 exons.